GCGGCGGCGGCGCAGGUGAGCCGGAGGGCCCCAGGCUCGGGCCCCGGGCGGGGAGCAGAGCUCAACCGAACUCGGCAGUGACCCAAGGAGUGAGCUGACUCGUAGGGAGACAACCCAGCAGCCUGACUUCCCACGUGUUUCAGCGCGUAUUGAGAAAUGGAUGGCUUGGAGUCGGACUUCAACCUGAGGGUCGUCUUGGUCAGUUUCAAGCAGUGUCUCAACGAGAAGGAGGAGGUGCUGCUGGAUCACUACCUCGCCGGCUGGAGAGGUCUAGUCAGGUUCCUGAACAGUCUGGGUGCCAUCUUCUCCUUCAUCUCAAAGGAUGUCACAGCGAAGCUGCAGAUCAUGGAGCGUCUGCGCAGCGGCCCCCAGCGGGAGCACUACAACAGCCUGCAGGCCAUGGUGGCCUAUGAGGUGGGCAACCAGCUGGUGGACCUGACGCGGCGCUCCCGCCACCCGGACUCGGGCUGCCGGACGGUGCUUCGGCUGCACCGUGCCCUGCGCUGGCUACAGCUCUUCCUGGAAGGCCUGCGCACCAGCCCCGAGGACGCCCGCACGGCUGUGCUCUGCACCGACUCCUACAACGCCUCGCUGGCGGCCUACCACCCCUGGAUUAUCCGCCGGGCUGUCACUGUGGCCUUCUGUACGUUGCCCACACGCAAGGUCUUCCUGGAGGCCAUGAACGUGGGAUCCCCACAGCAGGCUGUGGAGAUGCUGGGCGAGGCCCUGCCCUUCAUUGAGCGAGUCUACAGUGUCUCCCAGGAGCUUUAUGCCAAGCAUUCCCUGCUGGAUCUGCCCUGAGGGCCAGCGGGCCGGGGCGGGGGAGGAGGGCAGCCAGCACCCGUCAGUACCCCCAUGGAGAUGUGUGGGUGCCCCAGGAAUGGGAAGAACACUGUCCUGUGCUCGCUGAGCUUGACUGGAGCCCUGGGCCCAGCGUGGCCCACCCAGGCCAUGCUUCAAGCCUGCGGUGCACAGGCCAUGGCAGAGGACGCGGGCCGCGGCAGUCUACUCCUCCCCUGUCACCUCGCUCUGCCGGGAGCAUCUCUGCUUUACCCUCAGCUGAGAUACACCUGUGUCCAGUCGGGUCUCACCUAGAUGUUGAGGUGCAGAAGGCAGGGCAGAUAAGGGGCAGGAUCAACAUUCAUGGGAAACCCAGAGAAGCGGCCCCUGCCCGUGAGCCAAGUCGUGAAAUGGGGCAAAGUCCCAGGGCCCUGUGGCACAGAGACUUCAUCCUGCUCCCGGCAAGCACAUUCAGCAGGUGCUUGUCCAUCCCUGGCCCAUCUCAGUGUCCGCACCCAGGUACCCCUGGGCCCCUCCACGAGGGGCUGGCCGUCCCCAGGACAGGGAUAGAACCCCUGGGCAGGUGUUGGCAACACAGGCUCUCUCCCCAUCGCUCACCUCCUUACUAGACAGGGACCCACAUGUCCUUGGCAGCAAGAGCCAGGAGCUGAAGCCCUGAGUGGAGAGGGGAGGCCCACCCCGCCUCUCUGCACUCUCAUCAGCGGCCACCCCGUCCAUCAGGUACCCCCCCAGGCAGCUACCUGUGAAUCUGCACAGCACAGCCCACAGCUCUGCUGGUCCGGGGCUAGCCCCCCGUCAUCCGGCAAGAGGCUGUGUUCCCUCCGCCCUGCCCCACAGAGCUCAGGAGGGCCAGAAAGAGACGGUGCACGGAGGGAGCCUGGACUAGAAGCCUAGCCGACAGGCCAGCCAUCACCCAGCACUUGGGGGCCUGGCCUCUUCUACUGGCUCUUCACUGUGAGCUCAGGCCCUUCGAAGCCGAGGGAACCGUAUCCACCACACAGCAGACGUGCACACGUGUCAGCUGGCAGAGACCCUGGGAGAGUGUAAUCGGGUGAUGGUUUCUCCAACAUCAAUAAAUGCCACUUACAGAG
This is a messenger RNA of Enhydra lutris kenyoni (northern sea otter), 1892 nucleotides long. RefSeq names its product ceramide-1-phosphate transfer protein (gene CPTP). Gene Ontology annotation, molecular function: ceramide 1-phosphate binding; ceramide 1-phosphate transfer activity. The coding region runs from base 157 to 801 and encodes 214 amino acids. Gene Ontology annotation, biological process: ceramide transport; intermembrane lipid transfer. The record is from RefSeq and is a predicted model, not a curated record. Lineage: Eukaryota; Metazoa; Chordata; Mammalia; Carnivora; Mustelidae. Gene Ontology annotation, cellular component: membrane; cytosol; cytoplasm. The transcript is spliced from 3 exons.